AUGACUGACACGCAAGAUUUGGCAGCACUCCAACGACUCACAGAACUCGAUGAUGACCUAGAUUCGGAUGCUUUGGAUCAUUUGGAGGAAGAAGCUGAAAAGGAGCUCAUGGAAGAAAUGGAAAGUGAAAACCUUGCUUGUCAAUCACCGUCGAUGUCGAGCCGCUCUGAUGAGAGUGAGUCGUCAGACUACGUUUUCGGUCCGCUAGCACCAGACGACGUGGCUGACAUCCUUCAUGAUUUGCGCGAGGUGGGAAUGGUCGAAUGCCUUCGUCGACAUAUCAUGCCAAAUCCAUCUCGCAUUUUGGAUAUUUUGCUCUCUUUGGGCGUUAUGUUGCCGCGUUCCAUGCUGCAAGAAGCCGACGAGGAGCCCUACAUGCUCUUACCUAUCUUAAAAAUGGUGUUUAUUCGAAUUCUUCGUCAGCGGCAGAAGCUACCACAUUACAACACGGUGGACGAUGCUAUUCAAUUACUCAGAAAAAGUAAGCGGAUUGUGGUGCUGUGCGGUGCAGGCAUUUCUGUAUCCUGCGGUAUACCGGAUUUCCGCUCCAAAGAUGGUAUUUAUGCCAUACUUGCACAAGAAUCGAAAUAUGAACUAGAUGAUCCGUCUGACAUGUUUGACAAGGAGACUUUUCUUCGCGAUCCCAGCAUGUUUUAUUCGUUUGCUCAUUCUAUUUAUCCCGCUAACUUUGAGCCGUCACCGACCCAUUACUUUGUCCGCGAGAUCGAGAAGCAUGGAAAACUUUUACGCAUGUACUCACAAAACAUUGACACUCUGGAGCAAAAAGCUGGUAUUGAACGCGUAGUUCAAUGUCAUGGCUCGUUUGCAUCUGCCACGUGCACUGACCCGCGAUGCAAAUACCAAGUGGAUGGCCAAGAAAUUCGUGAUGCUAUCAUGUCUAAACGUAUACCCAUGUGUAAAAUGUGCGAAGAGCGAAGAAAGACCAAGGCAAUCAAGCGACAAAAAAUCGAUGAGAGUGAUGAAGAUGACCACGGUCUGGCAUUUGGCAUUAUGAAACCAGACAUCACCUUUUUUGGCGAGAAGCUCCCGGAUGAAUUUGAACACUGCGUACUGGCGGAUCGAGAUCAAGUCGACUUGAUUCUGGUCAUGGGCACGUCACUAAAAGUAGCACCUGUGGCUGAUCUACUCUCGCAUUUCCCACCCUCUGUGCCAACGGUUCUGAUCAAUCGCACGCCCAUUACUCACAUGGCUAUGGACAUCUUAUUACUAGGUGAUUCGGAUCCCAUUGUCGGGUAUUUGUGCCAACAACUUGGAUGGCCAUGUGAGCAUGCAGCACCUGAUGCACCUACACGUGUCGGCGACUCGAAUGUAUGGCUUUUCCCGGGUGCUGAGACGGACCAUAUAGCAACAGAAACGACCAUCACAGAUUAG
Malassezia restricta is the source of this 1392-nucleotide messenger RNA. Its product is annotated as NAD-dependent histone deacetylase SIR2. The transcript has a single exon. Lineage: Eukaryota; Fungi; Basidiomycota; Malasseziomycetes; Malasseziales; Malasseziaceae. Bases 1 to 1392 code for a protein of 463 amino acids. Gene Ontology annotation, molecular function: NAD+ binding. The record is from RefSeq and is a predicted model, not a curated record.